Messenger RNA from Crotalus tigris (Tiger rattlesnake), 1011 nucleotides. Its product is annotated as angiogenin-like. The transcript is spliced from 2 exons. Gene Ontology annotation, molecular function: nucleic acid binding. NCBI's taxonomy places the organism in Eukaryota, Metazoa, Chordata, Lepidosauria, Squamata, Viperidae. The record is from RefSeq and is a predicted model, not a curated record. The coding region runs from base 298 to 723 and encodes 141 amino acids.
GAUGAUAAGCCAACAGCAUUGCUCAGAUCCAACUGUGAAAUAUGUUCAUGCAGAAACACGCUCUCUUCCAAAAUGUCCUUGCACAUGUGAACUUUUUUUUCCUGUUUUGAAAUUAACGUCUGUCCAUGCUCACUUCCUCUUUUUUGGGAGGUGGGCUCACUUGCAGGCCUUUCCUGCUCCACCUCUCCCUUGUGGGUGGACCAUUUAUAUAAUGGGACCACUGAAGAAGAAGGACAGAGGAAGACGACGAAAGGUUGAGAACCCAUCUCUUCUUCAAGAUCAUAUUCAGAGCUGAUCAUGCUGUUCAAGGGAUUUGGCCUUGGGCUCUUCAUAGUCGUGGCUGCUGUCACGAUCCUGAGCACCUUUGGUCAGACCUAUGAGGACUUCUUGACUAAGCACUAUGAUAACCCCAAAAGCAAUGUUGGAAAUCGUUACUGUAAUAAAAUGAUGCAAAGACGUGGAAUGACCAAGCCCAAAUGUAAGGAGGUGAACAGCUUCAUCCAUACCAUAAAGAACAACAUCAUUGCUGUGUGUGGGACUGGUGGAAAAGCUAUUGAUGACAAAUUGCGACGUAGCAAGCAGCAGUUCCAAGUCACCACCUGCAAGAUGAAAGGAUCAUCCACCAGGCCUCCUUGUGAUUACAGGGAAAACACUUCACUCAGAUAUAUUGUCAUUGCUUGUGAGAACGGAUUGCCUGUGCAUUACGAGGAAGGUCAUAUUUAACAGUAUUUGAAGAUGAUAUGAAUUGAUUGGAUUGAGUCUCCCUCAAAAUCUCAUUUUCUGCUGAUCCUGAGGCUCAUUUCUAGCACUCUUUUUCAUGAUCUGUGCUCAAUUUCUACCAUUGUAACCUACCUAGAUAUUUGCCCUGCUUUCCUUUUUUUCUCUCUUUACCCUUCAGCCAGCACAAAACCAAAACUCUGAAUAUCCUAAAUUUUAUGUAAGCCAGCCAUAAUUUCUCUACCACAUGCUUUAAAUUGAAUGAUUAAAAAAUAAACAAAAAGUUGCAUUACA